This is a messenger RNA of Rhopilema esculentum, 2332 nucleotides long. RefSeq lists its product as uncharacterized. The record is from RefSeq and is a predicted model, not a curated record. Lineage: Eukaryota; Metazoa; Cnidaria; Scyphozoa; Rhizostomeae; Rhizostomatidae.
CAUCUGGAGACCUGGAAAAAAGGAAGUUUUUACGAUACGAAACUAUAAGCAGGCACUAAAAAUUUGUCCAGUGUGAUUUGUAAUUCAAGAUGACUGCCUGCAGAAGUUUGUUAUCAUUGAUAUUUUUUCACAGCUACCUUAUUUAUGCUCAAAAUUCAUUCCAGGACAUACUUUUUCCUCCUACCUUUGUAAACAGUCCGGACUUGACUAGCCCGCCUGGACAUUUGAAGCCAUUGGGAAACCAAAGGCCACCUGAUGGUCCAGUCAUAGAAUACGACCAUAUUUUAUCGACUCAAGAAUAUUGGGACAAACAUGUGAAAUCCAGAACACCCUGUGUAUUUCGGCAAGCCAUAAAGAAGUCACCAGCUCUUUCCAAAUGGACAGAUGAGUACUUGAACGAGAAAUAUGGGGACCUCGAUGUUUUGGUUGAAUUGAAGAGAGAAAAUCGUACUUUUUCCACUGGUAGACUAAGAUUUAGUGAGUUUCUUAGCAGAUACAAGAAGGAUGAUUUAUAUGUUGUCACAAUGUUGCCAAAGGCAAUGAUGCAUGAAGUGCAGGCAGUUAACUCUGUGCUGUGUGGCACUUUCAAGAAUUUCACUCACGAGUCAAACUUUUGGAUGAGCAGUGGAGGAACAAGAUCAGUAAUUCAUUAUGAUGCCGACCAUAACUUGCACUGUAUGAUUGCAGGAAGGAAAGAUUUGAUUAUGGUAAAGAAUACAGAACAGAACAGAAAAUGGUUAUACAUGAGUGCAAAGCCUGUAACAGCUGGAUCUGGAUUUUCACCUUUGAAUCCUGACAUCAUUGAUAUGAAUAAGUAUCCAAAUUAUGCGAAAGUACCUUGGUUAUAUACAACUAUCUUACCAGGAGACUGUGUUUAUAUACCUGCAAUCUACAUCCACCAAGUUAGAGCAUAUGGAAGAUCUGUCUCAUUGACUACCCUUUUUACUGAAGAAAUCAUUGGUAAACAGUUGCAUUUCACAAGUGAAGGGUGUUCCCAGGAGCUGUUGGAUGAAUACCGUACAAUGGCGGAUAUUGAUUUUCAUUGGACAUAUGAGAAAGGAGAUGAGACCAUUGAUAUGGGCUACAUGAAUGUAGAGAGGCUUCGGCACAUCUUUGCUUCUCAUAUCAAUGAGUCAAGGGUGGCCAAAUGGGCUUUCAAGCAUUUUAGGGAAUUUUAUCUGGAAUUUUCCCAUGGAGAGGCACAAAAUAAGCCAGAAGAAGUUUGGAAAGAUAUAUUAGGCCUUAAAAUGAAAGAAAAAAUUGAUAUUGAAACUGUUAAGACUUUCUCAAGAGAAACACUAAAAUUGCUAGCAAGGUCAUUUGAUCCACCACAUGGCCCCAAAACAGAUGGGCUGCAAGAGAUUACUGUAUUGCCUGGUGAUAACAAAAAUGACCAAGAUCUUGGUGCAGAAGCUAAAAAUGACUUAGAAGGGGAAGAAGAAGAACAAGAUAAUGAAGAGGAUAACAAAAAUGACCAAGAUCUUGGUGCAGAAGCUAAAAAUGACUUAAAAGGGGAAGAAGAAGAGCAAGAUAAUGAAGAGGAUGAAGGUGGUGAGGGUGGUGAGGGUGGUGAGGGUGAUGAUGAAGAAAAUGAAGAAAAUGAAGAUGAUAACGAUGAAACAGAAAAGGCAUUACCUCCUGAUGAAGUUUAUGAUGAUGAAAGGCAGACAAAUGAACCAAAAGAGCCAUCAGACAAAAACAAGCAAAAUAAAGUAACAUCUUCUGCAACACAUGAAGAACUUUGAUAAAUGUCCUAAUUUUCAUGCAAAAAUAAUAGCCUCAACAUGAACAAAGAAAAAUUUUAACUUUUUUAUUUGGCAUUUCAAAAUUAAAGGACAUAAUUUUUAGAGCGACUAAGUGCAUGAUAAAUUUGAUAUGCUAAGUAGUCAAAAGCGAAGCAGCAUCUUUCAUUAAAAACAACUUUUUCUAGCUCAGUUUCUAAAUUUUUAAGCUUCAACUUUUGAUCUCUGUUGGUCACGUGUUCUUAUGUAAGAAAAAACUUUUGAAAUGGGUCACUUUUUGCCUUUUCUUAAAUCAGCCCCUUAAUUAAGUAGUUUUCUAAAACCUUCCAACUAUUUUGUAUUUGUAACCGUAUUUUUAUAUGACUUGAUUUUGUAGGGCAAAACAAUACAUGCACAGCAUAUAUUUUGUCAGACUUUACUAUAUAAAAAGAAGUUGUGACUUUAUUUAUUAAGCAUUGAGAACAGCAUUAUUUGCUUGCUGUCAAGUGGAGUCUCGUGAUGUUGAUUGCAACAGCUUCAUUAGUUUUGUGUUGUCAAUUUUUCCUUUUUCAUCCACCAGCGUUGUUAAAAUACCAUUCAGUUCUGGCCUU